Umbelopsis ramanniana AG is the source of this 2252-nucleotide messenger RNA. RefSeq lists its product as uncharacterized. Bases 475 to 1974 code for a protein of 499 amino acids. The record is from RefSeq and is a predicted model, not a curated record. The transcript has a single exon. Lineage: Eukaryota; Fungi; Mucoromycota; Umbelopsidomycetes; Umbelopsidales; Umbelopsidaceae.
ACUUUUGCCAUGUGGAAAAAAGCCUUGGCUUAAGCUGAGUUUCCCAGUAUUCAAGAAUAUUUAACUCAACAGACUCAGAACCGACAGGAUAUAAGGAUUCAUCCAGGUAUGAGUGGAGACUGCAGAUCGACAGGAAAAUUCUCUUGCGGAUCAACUGGUGGGUUGAACACUUGCCGUGCCUCUUCUACUUCGCUGUGUGCAUUAUCAAUAUCCACAAGACUGAACCUGGGCUGUUUGCUUUGUCGAAGUGUGUGACAAUAUAUACUAAAUGAACUAAAAUGUGUUGACUUUGACUGUUCUGAACUUCGCACUGUUUCCACUGCUUAUACGCAAGAUCUUGCCGUGCUGCCUCAUGAUUAUUUUAGGAUAAACAGCUUGCUCUUACUUGAUCCAUCAAUAUAUCGGUGUGCGAAAGUCCCGUAACUUUCGAAGCCUUUUGCCUAAAAUCAGCCAAUUUACUGACCUUGAAAAGAAAUGUGGAAACUCACCAAACGCCGAUCUUAUACGGUAUUGGAAGGGGUUCCGACUAAAAAGCGGAUUAAAAUGGUUUGCGAUGUGGGAUCCUCGGCGAUGUUCUUCAGCCAUCCACCACAAUUAAAUUUUCGCGCAAGACCCAUAGACAUGAUCAUAAAAUAUGUUUUAGGCGCAUCAAUUAUGCUGAACAUCUACAUGAUGCUCUCCGUCACAUCCAAUGAUCAAAUAUUCCAUUCAUUAUCCCAAUCCUUAACCAACUCAAGCAGCCAUUCUGUAUCCCAAUCUUUAUCCAACGCAAGCAGUCAUUCUUUAUCCUUAUCCAACGCAAGCAGCCAUGUAGUCUCUACCUCAUCCGAUUACUUAUUCCAACGAUCCAUUGGAUAUGCCGGCAGCGGGAACCGGAUCAGAGAGAAAUUAGCAAAAGCGUCCAAUGGCGAAGACAUCAAAAUAGGCGUGUUGGGCGGUUCGAUUUCCACCGGACACAAACUGGAACAAAAAGACAAAGAGGUAUACCACUCUGUCAUCUUCGACUGGUUCACCAACAAGUUCCCUGUCGGCCAGCACAAGCUCGUCAACGGCGCGGCGCCAGCAACAGGCUCGUCCUAUUUCACAUAUUGCCAUAGCAAACACAUUCCAGACGAUCUGGACAUCAUAUUUAUAGAAUUUUCAAUCAACGACGGCAGCAUCUAUCCGACAGAGCGGGGCGACGGCGACCCAGGCAUCACCAAGAACAUGGAGCUGCUAGUGAGAAACUUAAUGCAAAUGCCGAACAAGCCUGCCAUCGUUUUCCUGUCAUUCUUUAGCUUCAAGGUGGAUUACUACUUCAACGGGCAAGAGGCGCAUAUGGCAAUUGCCAAUUACUAUGACAUCCCAUACAUAUCAUUCAAAAACGCAUAUUACGAUCAUCACAACCGAUUUCCCAAUGAUGUCUACACAUUAUUUUCAAGCGACGAACACCAUCCAAAUAAAGAAGGACACCGAAUGAUGAGCGCGUUCGUCAUCCAGUAUUUGGAAAGCAUACAAGGGCCGAAGGCCAUCAACUCGCCUGAUGCUGACAUCCCGUUGCUCGACAUGUGGACGACGCGGAAGCACCAGGCCAGCUUUUUUGAACUAAACCCCUUCUGCGAAACAUUCAUGGAUAAGACCUACAAGCCAUCUUCCAUGGACGGCUGGUAUCUGAUGAACUGGAAGAAAGAAAAAUAUUAUAUCGCAUCGGACACUCCAGGAUCGCGGAUCACAUUUUCCGUCGAAGCAAGCAAAGGAUCCGUCUACAUGUACAUCCUGAAAUCGAAUCAAUACGACUUGGGAAAUGUCUGGUGCUGGGCCGAUGAUGACCGGGACAGUGGCAAAGAGUUGUCUGGGCACUGGGAGAUCGGUAGAAGCAUCGGCCAUAUGAUGCUGGUGUCGGACAGCCUGUCCAAAGGCAGCCACGACAUCCACUGCGAAGUGCUCGACGGCGAAAAGACACAUUUCAGAAUAAUAGCCAUAUUCAGCGGAUGAAGCUUGUAUCCAUUCGUUAUUUAAUACUACACUAGUCCUAUAUGCCAUAGAAAAGUUCUGCAUCUAAUAAUGACUGAUAUAGUGUACGCUUUUAAAGACUUUGCAUCGAUUUAUGAGUGAAUAUGCGAAUAUCUUUAAUUUGUGGCCCUCGUUCGAGGUUGAGAUUAGUUCUGAAUCCUGUGCUUUUUUACCGCUCCACAAGAUCGAUAAUAUCCUUACGAUAAGCUCACACCUUGAAUUUAACAAAUUAGUUGCAAAUCAGCCUACUACGCUGCCAA